Messenger RNA from Candidula unifasciata, 566 nucleotides. The record is from the annotation of a GenBank genome assembly. NCBI's taxonomy places the organism in Eukaryota, Metazoa, Mollusca, Gastropoda, Stylommatophora, Geomitridae.
GUCUACUUGUCUGUGGAGUGGGCCACGGCUCCGCCAAUGUGACAGUUUCACCGACGAUGUCCACUGAUGACCUCUAUGCUGCAUAUGCCAAAUGUCUGGACACUUACGGCGUGAGCGCCGAGUACAUCAGAUUCCAAAAUAACAUGACCACGGCGCAGGACCUCAGAGACGCUUGCAAUAAUUCAGAAAAAUACCAACAAGCCUCCCAAUGUAUCCGUAAUGUCACUGCGUCAAUAUCUUCAGAUGACCUCUCUGCUACAUCUUUUGAACAAUCCGUUCGAGACAGCCAAGUCAGUUGUGGGGACCCGAAGAUCAGUUUUGAAUGCUUAGCUGAGUAUUCCCGCAACAUGUCGCAGGUACAAUCCUGUAUCAACUCACACUGGACCUUAACCGAUCUGAUCAGCAGAAGCAGCCAAGAGAUCUCCUGCUAUGGAAGAAAACUCAGCAUCCAGUGCGCAACUGAAUUUCUGCAGCGGUGCGAUGCUUAUACUGCUACCACUAUGGAGACUAGGAUGAAGUUGUCUACCCCUGUUGUGUGUUACUUUUAUCAGGAUCUUGUUGGUUAA